CGGGACCCCCGGCGCCUGCGCGGCCGUGCGGGGCGUCCGCCUGAGGGGACCUGCUACCCGGAGCUGUCCUCUGAGGAGGCUCUCGCCGCCCGCCGUGAGGGAAAGUGCUUCACCCUAACGCUGAGCGCACGCCCACCCCUCUCCCCUCUUUCUAGGCACCGCGCGUUUUUUCUCUUUUUUCUUUCGGGCGAAGUAACUUUUGCAUUCCCGCCUCCCCCGAGUCCUGGGGACCAGAGGCGGCGCCGAUCCUGGGGGCGGUUCCUUGGCAGCGCUGGUUCUUGUCAGAGCCAGACUUUUGCUCUUGGGCUGGGUUUGCAUCAUCCCCAUCACACCCUCAGGAGAGAGGAGCCGGCCCCUUUCAGCCUCAGCUUCCGGCUGGGAGCAGACCCCCCUCCCCCAUCCCAGGCCCCUUCCCCUGCUCCAGCCCAUCUCCCGCAUUUCGUUAGUCCUCGCCCUCUACUCCGCAAUAUUUUCUUUCUCUUGUCCUCCUCGCCUCCAUUCGUUGUUUUACGUUUCCCACUCUUUGAGGAAGGAUGGUUGAUUUGGAGAGCGAAGUGCCCCCUCUGCCUCCCAGGUACAGGUUUCGGGAUUUGCUGCUAGGGGACCAAGGAUGGCAGAACGACGACAGAUAGUUCCUUGUGGCUCCACUUUUGUGCCUUUUCCACGACUUCAACCAUCAAUAUCUGACUCACGAGAAAGGGUGCAAGUUGAAUUUUAUAUGAAUGAAAACACAUUUAAAGAGAGACUAAAGUUAUUUUUUAUCAAAAACCAGAGAUCAAGUCUAAGAAUACGUCUGUUCAAUUUUUCUCUCAAAUUAUUAAGCUGCUUUUUGUACAUAAUCCGAGUGCUACUAGAAAACCCUUCACAAGGAAAUGAAUGGUCUCAUAUCUUUUGGGUGAACAGAAGUCUACCUUUAUGGGGCUUACAGGUUUCAGUGGCAUUGAUAAGUCUCUUUGAAACAAUACUACUUGGUUAUCUCAGUUAUAAGGGAAACAUCUGGGAACAGAUUUUACGAAUACCCUUCAUCUUGGAAGUAAUUAAUGCGGUUCCCUUCAUUAUCUCAAUAUUCUGGCCUUCCUUAAGAAAUCUAUUUGUCCCAGUCUUUCUAAACUGUUGGCUUGCCAAACAUGCCUUGGAAAAUAUGAUUAAUGAUCUACACAGAGCCAUUCAGCGUACACAGUCUGCAAUGUUUAAUCAAGUUUUGAUUUUAAUAUCUACAUUACUAUGCCUUAUCUUCACCUGCAUUUGUGGAAUCCAACAUCUGGAACGAAUAGGAAAGAAGCUGAAUCUCUUUGACUCCCUUUAUUUCUGCAUUGUGACGUUUUCUACUGUGGGCUUUGGGGAUGUCACUCCAGAAACAUGGUCGUCCAAGCUUUUCGUUGUUGCCAUGAUCUGUGUUGCUCUCGUGGUUCUCCCCAUACAGUUUGAACAGCUGGCCUAUUUGUGGAUGGAGAGACAAAAGUCAGGUGGAAACUAUAGUCGACACAGAGCUCAAACUGAAAAGCACGUUGUUCUGUGUGUCAGCUCACUGAAGAUUGACUUACUCAUGGACUUUUUGAAUGAAUUCUAUGCUCAUCCAAGACUCCAGGAUUAUUAUGUGGUGAUUUUGUGUCCUACUGAAAUGGAUGUGCAGGUCCGAAGGGUCCUACAGAUUCCGAUGUGGUCACAAAGAGUCAUCUACCUUCAAGGUUCAGCCCUUAAAGAUCAGGAUCUGCUGCGAGCAAAGAUGGAUGAUGCUGAGGCCUGUUUUAUUCUGAGCAGCCGUUGUGAAGUAGAUAGGACAUCCUCUGACCACCAAACAAUUUUGAGAGCAUGGGCUGUAAAAGAUUUUGCUCCAAAUUGCCCUUUGUAUGUCCAGAUCUUAAAGCCUGAAAAUAAAUUCCAUAUCAAAUUUGCUGAUCAUGUUGUUUGUGAAGAAGAGUUUAAAUACGCCAUGUUAGCUUUAAACUGUAUAUGCCCAGCAACAUCUACACUUAUUACACUACUGGUUCAUACCUCUAGAGGGCAAGAAGGCCAGCAAUCGCCAGAACAAUGGCAGAAGAUGUACGGCAGAUGCUCUGGGAAUGAAGUGUACCACAUCGUUUUGGAAGAAAGUACAUUUUUUGCUGAAUAUGAAGGAAAGAGCUUCACCUAUGCUUCUUUCCAUGCACACAAAAAGUUUGGUGUCUGCUUGAUUGGUAUUAGGAGGGAGGAUAAUAAAAACAUUUUGCUGAAUCCAGGUCCUCGAUAUAUUAUGAGUGCUACAGAUAUAUGUUUCUAUAUUAAUAUUACCAAAGAAGAGAAUUCAGCAUUUAAAAACCACGACCAUCAGAAAAAAAGCAAUGUAUCAAGGUCAUUUUAUCAUGGACCAUCUAGAUUACCUGUACAUAGCAUAAUUGCCAGCAUGGGUACUGUGGCCAUAGACUUGCAAGACACAAGCUGUAGGUCAGCAAGUGGCCCUACCCUGUCUCUUCCUUCAGAAGGAAACAAAGAAGUCAGAAGACCCAGCAUUGCUCCCGUUUUAGAGGUUGCAGAUACGUCAUCACUUCAAACAUGCGAUCUUCUAAGUGAUCAAUCAGAAGAUGAAACUACACCAGAUGAAGAAAUGUCCUCAAAUGUGGAAUAUGCUAAAGGCUACCCACCUUACUCUCCAUAUAUAGGCAGUUCACCCACUUUUUGUCAUCUCCUUCAUGAAAAAGUGCCAUUUUGCUGCUUAAGACUAGACAAGAGUUGCCAGCAUAACUACUAUGAGGACGCAAAAGCCUAUGGAUUCAAAAAUAAGCUAAUUAUAGUUGCAGCUGAAACAGCUGGAAAUGGAUUGUAUAAUUUUAUUGUUCCUCUCAGGGCAUAUUAUAGACCAAAGAAAGAACUUAAUCCCGUAAUACUGCUAUUGGAUAACCCGCCAGAUAUGCAUUUUCUGGAUGCAAUCUGUUGGUUUCCAAUGGUUUACUACAUGGUGGGCUCUAUUGACAAUCUAGACGAUUUACUCAGGUGUGGAGUGACUUUCGCUGCCAACAUGGUGGUUGUGGACAAAGAAAGCACCAUGAGUGCCGAGGAAGACUACAUGGCAGAUGCCAAAACGAUUGUAAACGUGCAGACCCUUUUCAGGUUGUUUUCCAGUCUCAGUAUUAUCACAGAGCUCACCCACCCAGCCAACAUGAGAUUCAUGCAAUUCAGAGCCAAAGACUGUUACUCCCUUGCUCUUUCCAAGCUGGAAAAGAAAGAAAGAGAGCGAGGUUCUAAUUUGGCCUUUAUGUUCCGACUGCCUUUUGCUGCCGGGAGGGUGUUCAGUAUCAGCAUGUUGGACACGCUUCUUUACCAGUCAUUUGUGAAGGACUACAUGAUUUCUAUCACCAGACUUCUGUUGGGAUUGGACACUACACCAGGAUCGGGGUUUCUUUGCUCUAUGAAAAUCACCGAGGAUGACUUAUGGAUCAGGACUUAUGCCAGACUGUAUCAGAAGUUAUGUUCUUCUACUGGAGAUGUUCCCAUUGGAAUCUACAGGACUGAAUCUCAAAAACUUACUACAUCUGAGUGUCGAGAAAUAGCAUCACAAUCUCAAAUAUCCAUCAGCGUGGAAGAGUGGGAAGACACCAAAGAUGCCAAAGAGCAAGGUCACCACCGAAGUAACCACCGCAACUCAACAUCCAGUGACCAGUCCGACCAUCCCCUGCUAAGGAGGAAGAGCAUGCAGUGGGCCCGAAGACUGAGCAGAAAAGGUCCCAAACACUCCGGUAAAACAGCUGAGAAAAUAACCCAGCAGCGCCUGAACCUCUACAGGAGGUCAGAAAGACAAGAGCUUGCUGAACUUGUGAAAAAUAGAAUGAAACACUUGGGUCUUUCUACAGUGGGAUAUGAUGAAAUGAACGAUCAUCAAAGUACCCUCUCCUACAUCCUGAUAAACCCAUCUCCAGAUACCAGACUAGAGCUGAAUGAUGUUGUAUACUUAAUCCGACCCGAUCCACUGGCCUACCUACCAAAUGGUGAACCCAGUCGAAAAAACAGCAUCUGCAACACCACAGGCCAAGAUUCUCGGGAGGAAACUCAGCUUUGAUAAAAAAGAAAAUAAGAGACUUUUUUCUCCUACAAGGAUCUUGCUUGAAACAACUCUAAAUCUUAGAAAAACAAGAGUGUUGCUGGCAUGAAAUAAACUAGAUUGGAGUAUAUCCAAUUCUCUCAUAUUAAAAAAAAAUCUAUUCUCCUAGAAGUUUAGAUAAUUUUGAAAUUUAAAGUACUGCUUUGCUGGUACUCCUCCCAUUAAUAUUUGAAAGACAUCAAUGGAAUGAUUUUGAACACCUAAAUUGAAACGCAAAAAUUUGAACCUGAUGUUUCAUUGUUUGACAAUAAUACAAACUGUAUGAAGCCAAUUUUUAAAAAGUAUUAAGAUUUAUGAAAAUAAACUAGAAGUCCAGUUACAUCUGGUGCGUCCCAACGGACAUAGAAGAUUGUUGCUCCACUUAAAAUUAAAUGUGUCCUAUUAUAUUCUUUAAACUUGCCAUUUUAUAAAAAUGAGCUCAUCACAAGUGUCCGGCCUUCUCUACACAGAUUAACAGACAAACUUGUAUGGCUGACUUUUGUGUAAGAAUCAUAGUUUGCUUUAGAAUAUGAAUCUUUAAGUCAUUUUACCCUUUUUGUUGACUUUUCACAUGAUAUAUUCAUUUAGAAUUUGAGCUGUUCAUAGCAUGUUUUAUUACUCUGAAGAAACCAAAACAAACAAAAAGAAAUAUCAACUACAUGAACUUUUCCCUAACUUUAUGUUUAACACACGUUGUAUGCCAAGAACAGUAUGCGAAAGCAAAUAUGUAUUGUUUUCCUAAAAGAAUCCUAACAUAGAGAAUACUUAAAACACAUUUGUUGACUUUAAUCUAAGAAUUGAAGCAUU
This is a messenger RNA of Delphinapterus leucas (beluga whale), 4861 nucleotides long. NCBI's taxonomy places the organism in Eukaryota, Metazoa, Chordata, Mammalia, Artiodactyla, Monodontidae. The record is from RefSeq and is a predicted model, not a curated record.